Molecule: messenger RNA, 783 nt
Organism: Rhizophagus irregularis DAOM 181602=DAOM 197198
Lineage: Eukaryota; Fungi; Glomeromycota; Glomeromycetes; Glomerales; Glomeraceae
Source: RefSeq, a predicted model, not a curated record
AUGUCUUAUGAUGAAUUAUUGGAGUAUUAUUGGAAAGUUAUUGAUGUAGAAAAGUUAAUAAUAAGUAAUUUACCUUUUUACGAAUAUACAGUAUUGUUCCAAUCUUCAUCACUCAUCUCUUUAUCUACAUCAGAUUCAACUCCCCAAACAGUACUUAAUGAAGUAUAUAUUAUUAUUGACGCAAAUGUAUCUGAUAUUCAUCCUCUGAUUCUGAGUGGUCAUUUGAUUAUUUAUUCUGAUAAAAAAAUUUGUAUUGCACAAAAUCAUCUCAUGAAUGUUUAUAGUAAUCUUUGGACAAAUGCAUGUGAAGCAGGAGGAAAAUUAGUUGGUCACAUUCCAGCUAAAGAAGUUUUAUAUUAUUUUAAUUCAUCUCCUUUUAUUAGUUCACAAAGAAAGACUUCUUUUGAUGAUACUUUUGCGGUUAACGUUGUUGAUAAUAACAAGAUUAUUGAUGUUUGUGUCAAUAUUAAUAAUUUAAAGAUUUCAGAUCUCAAGUUACUUAUUUGGAAUAAGAAAAAAGAUACGUUAGGAAUCAAUGAUCCUGAUAUUAUGAAGCUUUGGAAGGUUGACAUCGCUGAAAGUGAAGAAGACAGGCUUAAAGAAUUUGAAGAAGAUAAUAUUGUUGGUGCCGAGCUUAUGAAACCUAACCGCAUGUUCAAUGACUAUUUUAAAAGAGAAGAACUUACCCAGUGGAACAUUCACGUCAUCGUGCAAGUGCCCGCCGCUGCUGGUAAGCGUCUCCCAAUGUUUAAUCGAAAUUUACAGUUGAAAAAAAUACCUUAA